UAUAUAUUUUUAGGUUUCUGUUGAAACCGAUCCAGCUACAAACACUCCACAGGUUGGCCAGGCUUCUCUUGAUUCGGAGAUGCAAACUGUGUUAGCUCUACGCGAAUAUUUGUGUGGUCUGCAAUCUGACACCGGCAGGACCAUAAUAGAUUAUGGUGAAUAUUCAGCGACAUGUUCUGACAUAUAUGAAUCUUUUGCCGAUGGGAAGUGUCUCGACAAUGUAUUCAUGCAGUGUUUCAUCCAAUGUGUUAUUGAUGAUGCAAAAAAUCAGCAGACUUCCAUGAGUUCGAACAGUUUGAUUCUUGAUGUUAAUGUUGGGUCACUACUCAACUUUGAGGAACAGGAACGACACAGUCGCAACCCUCAACCUUUUGAUGAAUCUGUACUCCACACACUUCUAGACAAUUCAUUGCCUGAGACAGAUGAAUUGGACCAAUGCAAAGCGAUCAUGGUCCCCAUGGUAAGCAGGGGGCAUUGGACAUUGUAUGUUGUCAACAAGGUCAAGAAGUGCAUUCAUAUUUUAGAUUCCAACCCAUAUGGACCAACACUUGGUGGAACUACAUGGAAGGACUAUCAUUUUGCACAUUUGGGCUCAGGUGGCAGAAAGUUACCAUGGGCUAAGGUUAUUAUGAGCAGAUUAAACAAAGCAAUACAACAUGUACGGCCCAGGACAUGCUUUUCCAAGUUUGGUAACUUCACAAUUGACUUGUGCCCAAAUUGUCCUAACAUGGUAGCUGGAUCCAAUGACUGUGGGUUUUAUGUCAUGGGUUACAUUCUAUUUUAUCAAUGCGACGAAGGAUCUUUGCGGUCAGAUAUAGAAGCAGGCAACACUAGUGAGAUACGGUCUCUUGCGCUGCAUUAUAUCACAUUCCACCCGAAGAACAAAGCAUUAUCGCUGCUCCAAGACAUCCAAAGAUUCAAGGUCUAA
Zea mays is the source of this 928-nucleotide messenger RNA. RefSeq lists its product as uncharacterized. Lineage: Eukaryota; Viridiplantae; Streptophyta; Magnoliopsida; Poales; Poaceae. The record is from RefSeq and is a predicted model, not a curated record. The transcript has 5 exons. Gene Ontology annotation, molecular function: cysteine-type peptidase activity. Gene Ontology annotation, biological process: proteolysis. The coding region runs from base 80 to 928 and encodes 282 amino acids.